Oncorhynchus masou masou (cherry salmon) is the source of this 4940-nucleotide messenger RNA. Its product is annotated as proteoglycan 4-like. The transcript is spliced from 23 exons. Lineage: Eukaryota; Metazoa; Chordata; Actinopteri; Salmoniformes; Salmonidae. The record is from RefSeq and is a predicted model, not a curated record. The coding region runs from base 848 to 3526 and encodes 892 amino acids.
GUCACAGAGAAAACACUUUCCCUCGCUCAGUUCACACACACCCCGUCAGUCUACACACCUGUCUGUCUUUACCUAUACUCUCAGCUGCUCUCACUCUACCUGUGUGGGAUUCUCUAUCGUUUGGGAGACUGUCUGUGGAUACAGUACCCAGUGAAAGUAGGGGGCUAGGAAUCACAGGAACCAGACUGGGAGCCAGUUAGAGGAAUCACAGGAACCAGACUGGGAGCCAGUUAGAGCAAUCACAGGAACCAGACUGGGAGCCAGUUAGAGGAAUCACAGGAACCAGACUGGGAGCCAGUUAGAGGAAUCACAGGAACCAGACUGGGAGCCGGUUGGAGGAAUCACAGGAACCAGACUGGGAGCCGGUUAGAGGAAUCACAGGAACCAGACUGGGAGCCAGUUAGAGGAAUCACAGGAACCAGACUGGGAGCCAGUUAGAGGAAUCACAGGAACCAGACUGGGAGCCAGGAGGAAUCACAGGAACCAGACUGGGAGCCGGUUGGAGGAAUCACAGGAACCAGACUGGGAGCCGGUUAGUUAGAGGAAUCACAGGAACCAGACUGGGAGCCAGUUAGAGGAAUCACAGGAACCAGACUGGGAGCCGGUUAGAGGAAUCACAGGAACCAGACUGGGAGCCAGUUAGAGGAAUCACAGGAACCAGACUGGGAGCCGGUUAGAGGAAUCACAGGAACCAGACUGGGAGCCAGUUAGAGGAAUCACAGCAACCAGACUGGGAGCCAGUUAGAGAAAUCACAGCAACCAGACUGGGAGCCAGUUAGAGGAAUCACAGGAACCAGACUGGGAGCCGGUUAGAAGAAUCACAGGAACCAGACUACAACCACCUACUAUGUCAAAAGAGGGGGAAAGAGCAUCAGUGUUGAAGACCACUAAGGUUCGGACCAAGCUGAAAGGAGAUGGCAGCUGGAUGCAGAGACUCGGUGAACCCCAGUCUGAAACAGAGGAGGAGAAACCAUGGAUAGCAGAAGUCAGAGUGAAUCGACUGAAUGGAGCCCCUAUAGACACCAGCCCAGUGGCCUCUCCCACCUCCAAGACCCCUCCCUCCCCCACCAGACCUGCAGAAGAUGGAACACCGUCUCCAGGAUACCUAAUCAGAGGGAUUUUCACCAAGACAGACACCAAGCCUGCUGCCAACUCAUCUACAUUCAAUAGCUUGAGUGGGUCAACAUCCAGCUUCACCAAGAGGCCUUCAGAGAGCUACAAGAGAAUAGCUCCUCACACAGUGCGUCCCACCUCAAACCUCCCAGUUCAAACUGAGGACCAGCUUUCCCCAGAGGAGAAGGAGAAACGGGAGGAAGCAGCCAUGGAUGUGCUCAGGACUUCUUCAGCCCGACAACGCUCCUACGUCCUCUCAGCUGCCAAGAAAUACGAUUCUACAGAGAAACCACUAGAAACCUCCCUGACCCCAGACGUUUCAUCUUUUGUGGCUAAAAGGGUGGUGAUCACAGACACUGAUGACUCUGUCUUCACUAAGACUCCCCCUGUCCCCAAAGAACCAGCUGCUCCAUCUGUGAAAGACGUCUCUCCUGUCUCUGUGAAAGCUGUCUCUCCUGUCUCUGUGAAAGACGUCUCUCCUGUAUCUGUGAAAGCUGUCUCUCCUGUCUCUCUGAAAGAUGUCUCUCCUGUCUCUGUGAAAGACUUCUCUCCUGUAUCUGUGAAAGAUGUCUCUCCUGUCUCUGUGAAAGACGUCUCUCCUGUUUCUGCGAAAUAUGUCUCUCCUGUCUCUGUGAAAGACGUCUCUCCUGUUUCUGCGAAAGAUGUCUCUCCUGUCUCUGUGAAAGACGUCUCUCCUGUCUCUGCGAAAGCUGUCUCUCCUGUCUCUCUGAAAGACGUCUCUCCUGUCUCUCUGAAAGACGUCUCUCCUGUCUCCUUGAAAGACGUCUCUCCUGUCUCCUUGAAAGCUGUCUCUCCUGUCUCUGUAAAAGACGUCUCUCCUGUCUCUGUGAAAGCUGUCUCUCCUGUCCCUGUGAAAGCUGUCUCUCCUGUCCCUGUGAAAGACGUCUCUCCUGUCUCCUUGAAAGAUGUCUCUCCUGUCUCUGUGAAAGACGUCUCUCCUGUCUCUGUGAAAGCUGUCUCUCCUGUCUCUGUGAAAGAUGUCUCUCCUGUCCCUGUGAAAGCUGUCUCUCCUGUCUCCUUGAAAGAUGUCUCUCCUGUCUCUGUGAAAGACGUCUCUCCUGUCUCUGUGAAAGCUGUCUCUCCUGUCUCUGUGAAAGAUGUCUCUCCUGUCUCUGUGAAAGCUGUCUCUCCUGUCUCUGUGAAAGACAUCUCUGCUGUCUCUGUGAAAGCUGUCUCUCCUGUCUCUGUGAAAGACGUCUCUCCUGUUUCUGUGAAAACUGUCUCUCCUGUCUCUGUGAAAGACGUCCUCCUUCCAGCCCCCGUCAUAGUUGACACCCCAGCAAUGAUUGGCCCUUAUGAGGACAUGAAGCCAGGGUGUACCAAAAUGGCUACUCCACUUCCUGAGUUGAAAGUUGAGGUGAUGAAAAAACUGUCCCCAGAGAGUGGUGUCCCGUUGAAAGACGUCCCCCCAGUCCCCGCUGUAUUAGUGUCCCCUGUCCCAUAUAACCCAGUGAAGAAGAAUCCUGCCACAGUGGACACACUGACAGCCCUGUCUGACACACUCAUCUCCUUCGACACAGGUUCAUCCAGUCUAGAACAGGAGUUGAUAAAGCCCAUCCCUCCCAUCCCAGGAUCUUGGAGUCAGGAGCUUCUCAGUGGAUCAGACAGGCUCAGUUAUGCCGAGUCCGAGGAGGAAGAGGAGGAGCCGAGAGACGAGAAGCCAGAGGACACACACAGAGAUAUUGACAGUCCGACCCCUAGUACUGACUCCAGUGUGAAUGAAAAUGUGUUGGAGGACCUUGAAGACGACUUUAUCCCCAUCAACACGAACACAACAAGACAUACGUGGAAGAGGUCCUGGGACGUCAACCCCAUCACUACCACAGACAAGAGUGAGGAGGAGGAGCCUGAGGAGCAGGAUCCACAGGUAUCCCUGGUUACGGUUCAGAAACAGUCAUCUGACAGUGAAUCACCAUGGGACAGAUGGAGCGCACCAACUGUCUAUAAAGAGAAGAGAGACCCAGAGCCUUCAAUGGACCGUUCUAGCUCCUACUCCAGGACCUUGGACAGUUCUGCCAACCAGAGACCCACGUCACCAGACACCGAGUCCAAGAAGGGUUUUGUGUACCUGAAGGAGUACGUGAACGCUACAGACCUAACCAAGCACAACACCAGAGACAACGAUCCUGACUAUGUAACGUCUAAUUCUACCAGCCGUUCCUACAGCAGCCCCUCCUCUUACACCAGGACUACCACGACAUCUGCCUGUACGUACUGUGGAGAGCAGGUGGGCAACGAUGCCAAGAUCACCAUCGAGCACCUCAACAUCUCCUGCCACCCAGCCUGCUUCAAGUGUGGUGUUUGCAGUAAGCCAAUGGGAGACUUUCUGUACAACAUGUUCCUGCACAAAGGGACAGUCCACUGUGAGAGCUGCUACUCCAACGUCUUGUAGAUUGCUUCUUCCCCUCGUCUCUUUUCCUUCAUGGCCACAGAGGUGACAAGAUUGGAUGGCUUAUAUAACUGCUCUCUCCUAUCAAGACCUGUCGUCUGCUGACAGGGAACACUGCACCUUUAAUUUGACAGGAAUUUCUAUGUGUCACAUUUUGUUUUCAGAACUUUGUUUGGGUCCUACUGAAUUGAAUGAGGUUAACACUGAAAUACUAUGCCAGGUAUUCUAUGGUUUAGGGUUGGUAAAGAUAAUAAUAUGAUCAUAUUACUGAUAUAGUUUAAUCUUCCGUCCGUUUUAAUGUCCACUUUUUUUUGUUGCCCUUUUCUCCUUAAAGGCCCAGUGCAGUCAAAAACAUGAUUUCCCGUGUUUUAUAUUUCCACACUAUGAGGUUGGAAAAAUACUGUGAAAUUGUGAAAAUUAUGAUAAUUCCCUUUUAGUGUAAGAGCUGUUUGAAAAGACCACCUGAAAUUUCAGCCUGUUUUGGUGGGAUGGAGUUUAGGACUGUCUGGUGACAUCAACAGGCAGUAUACCAAUAACAAAGAGUUUCAAACCCCUCUGCGAAUAACAGCUAGUUUUCAUGUUAGAUAUCCCUCCCAUUAGGCUCUUCCAGUUAGGACUCAGACCCAGACAGUCAGAGCUACAUUCUUGCUUGAGAAAUUGCUCUUUUGCUAAGAAGCAAUUUUUAUUUUAGACCAGCUUAAUCGAAAACAAUCACAGUAAGAUACUUAAUUGUUACCCAGAAAUGGUUUGAUAUUGAGAUAAAAAUGGCUGCAUUGUGCCUUUAAUGUUGUAACUUGGUGAAUGUAUUGUGAAAUAUGCAGAUACUGUAUGCAAAAGUCUCUUAAUACUAUAACGUAAUGACAAGAUUUAACUGGGAACUGGAUAUGUAUAUUGGCAGUUGGGAACAAUUUUCUACUUUCAGUCUUGACUAUGAAAAGAAAAUAACUACAUGUUUUCGAUCAAAUUUUUAUUUUUUAAAUUGUUUUUGACGCUUUGACUCAGAAAAACAAUAAAACUGAUUUAUAUAAACAUGAUAAAUAUAGAGUAUAAAAAAAUGUUGUACAUUAUUGAGUGUUGAAAAAACAAGUAUUGGCGACAGGUUUGAGAUAACAAAACAUUACUGUAACUUGGACACACAUUAGGCCCUUUUGUGCCACAGAUGAGGCUACCAGGCACCUCAAGUGGACAACAUUAAAAAGCAGACCUGUAUAUAUAUAUAUAUAUGUUUGUACAUCUUCUCUAUCCUUUACAGUCUACACUACCGAUAGUUCAGUAGCAGUUCAUUGGUUCUUAGCGCUGGUCCACUUUGGCCACCCCCACUGGUUAAGGGGUGCAAGUCUCUAGACAAAUAGAUGGCUUUCCUUCCUUGUCCUCUUUCUGUCCAAAAAACACUGGCAAUAAGGAACUUUCUCAGUUA